UUUUUUUUACUUUAAAAUAAAAAAUAAAAUACUAUUUACAUUAAAAUUAAUUAUGUACACUUAAAAUUAAUAUUUACAAUAAAUACUAUUUACAUUAAAAUAAACAUAAUUUAUGCUUUCGAUCAGUAUAAACAACGAAAAACAAGAGUAGAAGAAAAAGAGGUUGAUGGUAGAAUAGAAACAGGAAGAAGAAACGUGCCUGAGAAGGAACAUGGACGGAUAUGAAACAAAGAUAUUUAUGUUUGCAUAGGGCUUUUGUGAUUUGCAGUGAUGAAAUUGGGCGCUUUUUUACCGUAGUCUGUGUCUCUCUGCCUGGGGGCCGACCUGACUUCCUCCACCACAGAUACUGUUUCCUUUGCUUUUAUUGAGAAAGUCUAGCGUAAGAGUGUGACAUCUACCCACGCAAUUCAUCGGCGGCGAUUGUUGAUUUCUAAGAAUUAUUUUUAUUUUCUAAACCCCGAUGCUGUCAAUGAUAUCUUAUCAUAAAAUCCAAACUGUAUAAGAUUCUGCAAACCAUUUGAUUAAUAAGGGAAUUAAAAGAGAAAAAAAAAAAAAAAAAAAAGAGGACCAAACCAAACAAGAAUACUUCUCUGGCCAACUUCAUCAGAGCUGUUAGCUCAGCAACAAUUGUCGGGCCUCUCUCCCUCUGUUACUUUUUGAUCUUGCAUUCUUUAGCUUGCUGAACAAUGUGGAAGAACGUUCAUUUCAAGCAGUUGUUAUCAAAGGUUAGAAGCUACUCAAGAAUAGUUCCUCCACCAGCCGCCUAUGUGAAACCAGUUAUCAGAGUCUCUAAUAAUAUUGCCCAUUUGGGCUCUCCAAAAGAUAGUCCCAAGCCACGCCAGCUCCUAUCCUUGCCUCCAUUUCCCCACCUCCCUUUGCCUGGAAAGAAUUUGUUGACAUCUCAUGUCACCGCUAUUAGUUGGCUCAAAUAUUAUUUCAAUGAAAUCCCCGACUCUGCUAUCCAAUCACAUUUUAACAAGGGCCUUGUCCAAAUGGAGUGCCCAAGUGGUAGUAACUCCAUCAAACAGGGAGGACCAACAUCUAUGAGAAAGAUUAAACCUAAUGACAUCAUGGAGGAAGGAGCAAGAAUUCAUAUACCUGUAUCAGUGGCUGAGACUAGGAUUUCCAAGAGGUUUGGCAUCAUACCAAGUGGAACUUUAUAUCCAAACGCUGAUGAGAUUGAAUAUUUACAAAGGCUUGUCGAGUACAAGGACUCCGCUAUAGUUGUUCUAAACAAACCCCCAAAAUUGCCUGUCAAGGGGAAUUUGCCAGUUCACAAUAGCAUGGAUGCAUUGGCAGCUGCAGCUUUGUCUUAUGAUUAUGAUGAGGGCCCUAAAUUGGUGCAUCGCCUCGACACCGAGAGCAGUGGUCUUAUUUUAUUGGGGAGAACAAAAGAAAGCAUUGGUCUUCUUCACUGGUUAUUUAAUGACCUAAAUAAACCAAAUUCCUGGUGUAAGGCUUGGAAUGAUGCAUGUGAAGCAAUGUAUCAAAGGUAUUGGGCGUUGGUUAUAGGCACUCCCACAGAAAAGGAAGGCUUAAUUCAAGCUCCUCUUACAAAGGUGCUUCUUAAUGAUGGGAAGACUGACAGAGUUGUCUUGGCUCAGCAUUCAGGUUUGGAGGCUUCCCAAGAAGCUUUAACUGAAUAUCGAGUGUUAGGUCCUAUAAUAAAUGGAUGUUCGUGGAUUGAGCUCCGUCCACUCACGAGCCGAAAGCAUCAGCUGCGGGUGCAUUGUGCUGAAGCUCUUGGGACUCCCAUUGUUGGCGACUACAAGUAUGGUUGGUUUGUGCACCAGAGAUGGAAGCAAAUGCCUCGAGUUGAUAUUGAGCCAUUUUCUGGGAAACCAUACAAGUUGCGGAGGCCAGAAGGUCUAGAUGUUCAGAAGGGAAGCGUGUUGUCAAAGGUCCCCUUGUUACAUCUCCACUGUAGGGAACUCGUGCUUCCAAACAUUGCAAAGUUUGUUGAUGUUUUAAAUCAAAAGUCUGAAAGCCUCUGCCUACCAGUUGAUGCAAAGCCAGAUCUUCUUCGGUUUGUGGGAUCAAUGCCAAACCACAUGAAAAUUAGUUGGAAUCUCAUGUCCUCUUAUUUGGUGUAAGGAUAUCAGGGAUUUUUAUUUAUUUAUUUAUUUAUUUAUUUAUUUAAGUUUUGUAGAGCUUGACCGAUGUAGACUUCUUGAUGGUGUAUCAAUAUUUGUUAUUAAUUUUGUUUUGUGAA
Messenger RNA from Hevea brasiliensis (rubber tree), 2212 nucleotides. RefSeq names its product RNA pseudouridine synthase 3, mitochondrial. The transcript is spliced from 10 exons. Gene Ontology annotation, biological process: pseudouridine synthesis. The coding region runs from base 687 to 2093 and encodes 468 amino acids. NCBI's taxonomy places the organism in Eukaryota, Viridiplantae, Streptophyta, Magnoliopsida, Malpighiales, Euphorbiaceae. The record is from RefSeq and is a predicted model, not a curated record. Gene Ontology annotation, molecular function: RNA binding; pseudouridine synthase activity.